Messenger RNA from Candidula unifasciata, 498 nucleotides. The record is from the annotation of a GenBank genome assembly. NCBI's taxonomy places the organism in Eukaryota, Metazoa, Mollusca, Gastropoda, Stylommatophora, Geomitridae.
CUCACGUGUUUCCAUGGAAGGUUAUUCAGACCGCAUUGUACAAACAUACAGACACAGAGGACACACAAGACACACAAGACACACAAGACACGCAGGACACAGAGGACACACAAGACACACAAGACACACAAGACACGCAGGACACAGAGGACACACAAGACACACAAGACACGCAGGACACACAAGACACGCAGGACACACAAGACACACAAGACACACAAGACACACAAGACACGCAGGACACACAAGACACACAGGACACGCAGGACACAGAGGACACACAAGACACACAAGACACGCAGGACACACAAGACACACAGGACACGCAGGACACAGAGGACACACAAGACACACAAGACACACAAGACACGCAGGACACACAAGACACACAGGACACGCAGGACACAGAGGACACACAAGACACACAAGACACACAAGACACACAAGACACUCAGGACACAGAGGACACUCACAGGACAUAUAGGACACUCACCGCCU